AUGGGCUUCGUUUUGUGGGGGUUCUUGACUGAUUUCUUCACCUAUGAGACCACCAAAUCUGUGGUGGUAAAGAGCUGGUCUGUGGGUAUCAUCAACCGGAUUGUACAGCUGCUCAUCAUCACCUAUUUUGUCGGCUGGGUCUUCAUCCAUGAGAAAGCUUAUCAGUCAAGCGACACCAACAUUGAGUCCUCCGUGAUGACCAAAGUCAAAGGCUUUGGUUAUCUACAAAACCAAAACCAAAAUGAGAACUAUCAGAAUCGUGUGAUGGACGUGGCUGACUACGUAUCGCCCCCUCAGGGUUCAGGCGUGUUCUGCAUCAUCACCAAACUCAUCGUCACUGAAAAUCAGUUCCAAGGACGAUGUACAGAGACUGGGAAGAAAUUUAGAUGUUCUUCUGAUGAACAUUGCCGAAAGUAUGUUGGCAGCAACCUUUACAAUGGUGUAAUAACAGGUGCUUGCCUUAAAAACUCCAAUGAGUCCCAUGGCAUGUGUGAGAUGGAAGGAUGGUGUCCAGCUGAAAAUGAUGCCAUCGAAAUUGAACCAAUGGAUGUGAACAGCUUCACUAUUUUCAUCAAAAACAGUAUUCGUUUCCCUCUUUUUAAUGUCACCAGAGGGAACUUUCCACCCACAAUGACAACCGAACAAAUCAAGAAAUGUAUUUACCAUCCAGAGGACGACCCCCUUUGCCCCAUCUUUCGUGUGGGGGAUGUGCUGAACUACACCGGUCAGAAUAUAACCGAACUGUUAAGCAGGGGUGGAGAAAUAGGAAUAAACAUUCAGUGGGAAUGUAACCUGGACUUAAACAUUGAAAAAUGUAUUCCCAAGUACUCCUUCACACGACUCGAUGCUCCAUUUGCCAAGAAUGCCGUGUCCAAAGGAUACAACUUCAGAUUUGCCAAAUAUUUCAAGACAGAGAAUGGGACUGAAUUUCGGACUCUUCAUAAAGCUUUUGCGAUCCGUUUUGAUGUUAUGGUCACUGGCAAAGCAGGAAAGUUUAACACAAUCCCAACCAUGAUCAACUUGGUAGCUGCCUUUACCUCAAUUGGACUGGGCGCGGUUCUCUGUGACAUCAUCUUACUAAACUUCUUGAAAGGGGCAGAGCAGUACAAAGCCAAAAAGUUUGAAGAGGUGUCAGAGGCUCAGAUAGAAGCUUCCAUAGCUCAGAGUCCGGGGAGCCAGCUGUCACUCAAAUGCAUGAAGAGCUCCUGUGACUCUGGAGCACUUUCUCUCAACACCUAUGACCAACCUCUCUAA
This is a messenger RNA of Pelmatolapia mariae (spotted tilapia), 1254 nucleotides long. It is a transcript of the gene p2rx3a, whose product is annotated as purinergic receptor P2X, ligand-gated ion channel, 3a. NCBI's taxonomy places the organism in Eukaryota, Metazoa, Chordata, Actinopteri, Cichliformes, Cichlidae. The transcript is spliced from 12 exons. Gene Ontology annotation, molecular function: purinergic nucleotide receptor activity; ATP binding; extracellularly ATP-gated monoatomic cation channel activity. The record is from RefSeq and is a predicted model, not a curated record. Gene Ontology annotation, cellular component: nuclear inner membrane; plasma membrane. Gene Ontology annotation, biological process: calcium ion transmembrane transport; response to ATP. The coding region runs from base 1 to 1254 and encodes 417 amino acids.